GCGGUUUACGGAAAAUUUGGUUUUCUGUGGCUACUAAAUUUAGGAGAAAACCUGAAAUUAUGGGUCGUUCGAGGAGUCGGUCGCGUAGCACCAAGCGCAAAACCAAGAAACGGACCCCAUCACGCUCAAGCUCAUCGGAGAGCAGCUCCGGUAACAGUGACAGCGAUCGAAGCAGCAGAAGCCGUUCCACCGAUCGCAACUCCAAGCAUCAGCAGCAUCAACAACAGCCAAGGCGCGAUAGGGAACGGCAGGCAUCGCCGGCACCACCGGUAAAACGCAGACGUUCAGCCAGUCGAGAACCAAGGCGAGAAGAUACUCAAGCACAGCGCAGCGGAAGAGAACGCCAUUCGAGAAGCAAACGUUCGGUAUCUCCGGAUCAACGUAGGCGUUCCCCGUGGCGACGGCCAGACCAGCCGCGUAGUCCCGGACGGGAGCGACGGGACCACUACCGAGAGCAGCACAGAGAAGAACCGACAUCGCGGCACCGCCGUGAAGAGCGGCACCCGCGGGAUCGACAAGAGGACGACCAGCGAAACCGACAUCGGAACGACGACGAUUGGCAGAAUGGUGGCGGUCGGGAUCAGCGCGGAGAAAACAGCAGGCGACGACAACGAUCGCGGAGUGUGGAUGAAAAACGGGAACAUUCCAGAGACCGUUCAAGACAUCCAAAUGACCGAUACCGGGAGCAACGGUACCGGGAGGAGUCGGCUGAGCAGUCGAAUGACUAUCAACGCGGGCAACCGAACCGUUGGAAGCACGAUAUGUACGAUGAGCAGGGUGGACCACAUCAUGCAGAUAGGAGCUACCGCCGAUCGAACCGGGACACGAUGAAUGAAGACUUUAUGCGGUCCCGGCGGUUACAGCGUGAAAUCAUCGGUACGGAGGGCGUUCCGGAAGCAUGGGGCUCUUCCCCGUCUCCCAUCAACACGUCGGAUGAUGAGGAGAAAGCUACCUCGAAGCACAAAAAAUCGAAGGCAAAGUCGAAGAAAAAGUCCAGCAAAUCGAAAAAGGAUAAAAAGAAGAAAAAAUCCUCGAAAAAGUCCAAAAAGUCCAAGAGCUCGCAGAAGAAGAAGAAGAAGCGAAAGAGUAAGAAGGUGGCCGCAUCAUCAUCGUCCUCCUCGGCCUCCUCCUCCUCAUCGGAGUCCUCUUCUUCCUCGUCCGGUGAUGAGGAGGAAGUGUGGAUCGAGAAAUCGGAAGCCCUGGAGAAGGAGGCCGCCAAGAAGAAGGCAUCCAGGGGCACUGCUGGAGGAGGGCUAUCGCUUAAAGAGACGGCAAGAGGCGAAGAGGGCGACGGGGACGGUGUGGUGGGGCCGGUGAAAUCCAGCGGCAAUCUCAACCAGAAAGACUUUGGCCGUGCCCUGCUGCCCGGUGAAGGUGCGGCCAUGGCUGCGUACGUGACGGAGGGCAAACGUAUUCCGCGUCGUGGAGAGAUCGGUCUGACCUCGGACGAGAUCGCCAACUUCGAGGAGGUUGGCUACGUGAUGAGCGGUAGUCGCCAUCGCCGCAUGGAGGCGGUCCGUAUUCGUAAGGAAAAUCAGAUCUAUUCGGCCGACGAGAAGCGGGCACUGGCCAUGUUCAGCAAAGAGGAACGGCAGAAGCGCGAAAACAAGAUCCUGACACAGUUCAAGGAAAUGAUCAGUGCAAAAUUGUCGGAGAACAAAAAAUAGACGCCCGAACCAAACCGUCUCACCAUGCUCUUAACCUCCGAUGGAUUAUUGUAGAUUGAAUUUUACAAAAAAUAAAGAACUGGUAUUAAUUCCUACGCAA
Anopheles aquasalis is the source of this 1767-nucleotide messenger RNA. Its product is annotated as NKAP family protein CG6066. Lineage: Eukaryota; Metazoa; Arthropoda; Insecta; Diptera; Culicidae. Gene Ontology annotation, biological process: regulation of gene expression. Gene Ontology annotation, molecular function: chromatin binding. The record is from RefSeq and is a predicted model, not a curated record. Gene Ontology annotation, cellular component: nucleus.